AAGCCUCCCCUCUAUAACGGAUCCAAGGCAUCGUGGACAGGACUUCGUACCAGUGACAACUGUACAUCAACUGUAUAUCAAAUACUGGAAUCAUCCUAGCUGCCACACUACAACACUUAGGAAUCAUGAGUGAGAGACAAGGAUCCGGAGCCAUGAGUGGAAACAGCAAACCUGCUGGACAAGGAUGCCAAGGUCGUGAAGAAAAUUCAUCUAAACCUAAACAUGACUCUAAGAAGGCUGCUCCUGAGGAGGACUUUGCGGACAUCGACAUGAAGGCUCCGGAGACGGAGAAGGCUGCUGUGGCCAUCCAAUCACAGUUCCGGAAGUUCCAGAGCAAGAAGAAGCAGGAAGUAAAGUCCUAGAGUGGGCAGGACAGAGCCGGGCAGCUCUGUCUCCCAUAGGCCGGGACUGCACCAGUUGGGGGUUUGGUCUUGCAUGUCAAUCAAACCACACCGUUAUGGACUCAACUGAGGGGGAGUUAAGGGGAAGAGGGAAGGCUGGAGGGAAGGGUCAGGGUUCAAGGAUCAAGGGGUCACUGAUAUCUUUGAAAUUAUUAUGUGUAACUUAUUAAUUGAUUGCUGUGUCCAUAAAUGAUGGUUAAGUUCUGGAUAUAUCUUGAUCUUUCCUAUGAUUUUGCUAUUUUCAUUUUUUAUUGAUAGUGUAAUACUACUACACUCUAUAUUUUCCAGUUGCUGUAGCAGUACAAACCCUUAGUUGUCCUCUCAUGUCUCUCUCAUGUCUCUCUCAUGUCUCUCUCAUGUCGUGUAUGCUGCAAUAUACCCAUUUGAACAAUAAAAAGCUGCUUGAUAAGUAGGUUUCCUCGUAAAGCAAUUAAGAAACUGAAACCAGGGUUCUAUCACCCUCAGGCGGAACAUGUAGCCAAAUGUAUUGUGAAGAUUGAUCGUCAGAUUCUGCAUUCUUUUCAACUGUGGCAUCAUAAAUCUAAAGAUUUUUUUUCCUAGUAGGUCUGUUAUUAAGGGUGUUUCCCUCUCGUUGUGGAGAGUGUUUCCAGACAUUCCAGUUUGUCUUGUUUGAUCCCUCCCAGUUAGCGCAGCGCCCAGUGGCUGAUGCAUUUAGAAUUUAAUCAAUGGCUACAAUUUGCUUUCCAAUGUCUCCGGUGUCUCAACUUGCCAACUAAAUCUAGGGCUUGUUCCAUUAUUUACAUGAGAGUUGUGGAUUUCCUUCCUUCCCUUCUUCCCUUUAUCAUCAACGUCAAUGGAAAGUGUUUUAUUUUGUUUGUAUGACUUUGUUUCGACAUUAAUUGUUUUUUAAUGGGUGUUUCGAUUGAAUCCCCAUUGUUUCCUUUUGUUGUUCAAACCCAAAUGAGUGGAAUAUACUGUACAAUAUCAUCAUCCUUCAGUAGAGACACGUUCAAAGAAUACUUAAUAAAUAUCCAAGAGGUAAAA
Molecule: messenger RNA, 1406 nt
Organism: Salvelinus fontinalis (brook trout)
Lineage: Eukaryota; Metazoa; Chordata; Actinopteri; Salmoniformes; Salmonidae
Product: calmodulin regulator protein PCP4-like
Exons: 4
Coding region: 126-362 (78 amino acids)
Cellular component (GO): cytoplasm
Molecular function (GO): calcium ion binding; calmodulin binding
Source: RefSeq, a predicted model, not a curated record